AUGCCCGAGAACAGCGGGCUGGCGGCCCGAUUCCCGGGGGAACUCCCCCCGUCGACGCCUCCUGACGGCCGGAGAACUGCGGGCUUGCGCCGGCCGUCCCAGAUAAAACUCAUGGGCGGUGGCUCUCAGCAAUCCACCGCACAAGGUUGCCGCGAGAGGACGGGUGUGGGGCCUCCAGCUGCUGGGAAUGUGGAGAGAGGUGACGAUGCACUGUGCACGGCGCGGAUCCUUCGUCGGCUCCCGUGCCUGCUUGGAGCCGCUGAAGAGUCUAUCCGGAUAAAUUCAUUCGAGUCAGCGGCGCAGCGCCGUACGCCAGACGCCUGGAACAGCGUCUCCCCCGUUGAUCUCCCCGAUCAGCAUUAUUAUCUAAGUUUAAUGGAUGCGGUGAUGCAGCUGUCAGAGCGUGGCACGCAAGGGCUGCCGGGGGGGGGGGGGUUUCGAGCGUGCUUCGACAAGGCUUCUGCGAGGUUCUCCCGCGGGCCCAGCGAUCAGCCGGCGUGCAUCACUGCAUGGGGCUCGGAACAGCCAGCCAAUAUCCAUGCCAAGCUCUGCGAUCAGUGCAGAAUGGAUUAUGGCAGAGCCAACAACUUGCUCCUUCCGGACCGUGCAAUCAGCGCCCGGGCCGCCGGCCUGUUGGUUUGUCAGCAGACAACAGGCUGUCCCAUGGAUACUGCAAACUCCUCGACAACCCGCCCCCAAGGCCUUGGGUCCCGACUCUCGACUCUCGACUCUCGCUGGGAAUGCCUUCCCCGUACCUAUCGACUGUCGAGCGUCGUGGAAGGCAUCUCGCGCCGGGUGGCCGGUGACGACCCGCUGGAGCUGGACUCUGGAGAUCCGCGAGAUCAGGCCUGCAGCACGGCCAGCGAUCCUCCGGCCUACGAUCAGCCGUUAACGGGGCAGAGAGGGCACUGUGACAGGUCCAGGCGAGAGCCACCGUUCGCGAUCGACCGUGCAAUGUGA
Molecule: messenger RNA, 960 nt
Organism: Rasamsonia emersonii CBS 393.64
Lineage: Eukaryota; Fungi; Ascomycota; Eurotiomycetes; Eurotiales; Trichocomaceae
Exons: 3
Coding region: 1-960 (319 amino acids)
Source: RefSeq, a predicted model, not a curated record